AUGAUUGAUGCUCCCAUAUCUAUUUCCGAAGCCGGCAUUUUCUGUAUCCGGUCUGUCUUGAAUCUAUCUAUCUAUCUAUCUAUCUAUCUAUCUAUCUAUCUAUCUAUCUAUCUAUCUCAGUCUGUCUGUAUGUAUCUAUCUAUCUAUCUAUCUAUCUAUCUAUCUAUCUAUCUAUCUAUCUCAGUCUGUCUGUCUGUCUGUAUGUCUGUAUCUAUCUAUCUAUCUAUCUAUCUAUGUCUGUUUAUAUGUAUGUAUGUAUGUAUGCAUCUAUCUAUCUAUCUAUCUAUCUAUCUAUCUAUCUAUCUAUCUAUCUAUCUAUUGUCUGUUUAUGUGUAUGUAUGUAUGGAUGUAUGUAACUAUCUAUCUAUCUAUCUAUCGAUUUCAGUCUGUCUGUAUAUCUAUCUAUCUCAGUCUAUUUAUUUGUAUGUAUGUAUGUAUGUAUGUAUGUAUGUAUGUAUGUAUCUAUCUAUCUAUCUAUCUAUCUCAUCUGUUUCUAUCUAUCUAUCUAUCUAUCUAUCUAUCUAUCUAUCUUAUUAUUAUUAUUAUUAUUAUUCACUUUUGCUUGGUUCUUCUCAGUGUUGGUGUUGCUUUUCUGACCUUGUCUCGUCUUCAGACAAGACCGGAACGUUUCACGAAUGCCUAAUUCCGUCAUCGUCCAGCAUCUGCUCAAUAAGCCAACAAAAGGUCGUAUCUCGGUGGAUAUUCCAGAAUGUCUGCACCUCUCUGCCAAAAAUCGAUCGCCUUUUUUUUUCAUUAUUCGCGGCAUUGCUUUUUUCUUGGCUGUUCUUUCUUUUUUUCUUUUAUUUUUCUCGGCCUCUUAUUGUCUCUUUCUUUCUUUCAUUCUUUCUUUCUUUUAUAUCUUGUCGUUUUUCUUUGUCCUUUUCUUUCCCUACGUCAUUCUUUUAUUCUUUCUUUUACAUCUCUUCUUUUUUUGUUUUUUGUUUUUUUCUCUUUCUUUUUCGUCGUGUUUGUUUUUCUUCGUCUUCUUUCUUUCUUUUUCUUCGUGUUUUUUUUCAAUUUUUUUCUUUCUUUCUUUCUUUCUUUUCGACAUCGUUCUUUUCUUUCUUUUUUCUUUCUUUCUUUCUUUCUUUCUUUCUUUCUUUCUUCUAUAUCUUUUGUCUUCUCUUUGUCCUUUUCUUUCUCUACGUCAUUCUUUCUUUCUUUCUUUCUUUUUUGAGUGUUUUUCUUUUUUCUUCCUUUUUCUUUUUGCUUGUUUUCUUCGUCUUCUUUCUGUCUUUCUUUUUCUUCGUGUUUUUGUUUUUCUUCGUCUUCUUUCUUUCUUUUUCUUCGUGUUUUUUUUCAAAUUUUUCUUUCUUUCUUUCUUUCUUUCUUUUCGACAUCGUUCUUUUCUUUCUUUUUCCUUUCUUUCUUUCUUUCUUUCUUUCUUUCUUUCUUUCUUUCUUUCCUUCUUCUAUAUCUUUUGUCUUCUCUUUGUCCUUUUCUUUCUCUACGUCAUUCUUUCUUUCUUUCUUUCUUUCUUUCUUUCUUUCUUUUUUGAGUGUUUUUCUUUUUUCUUCCUUUUUCUUUUUGCUUGUUUUCUUCGUCUUCCUUCUGUCUUUCUUUUUCUUCGUGUUUUUGUUUUUCUUCGUCUUCUUUCUUUUUUUCUUCGUCUUCUUUCUUUUUUUUCUUCGUCUUCUUUCUUUUAUAUAUUUUGUUUUCUCUUUGUCCUUUUCUUUCUUUACGUCAUUCUUUCUUUCUUUUACAUCACGUCUUUUUUCUUUCUUUUUUCGUAUCUGUAUUCUUCGUCUUCUUUCUUUCUUCUUCGUGUUUGUUUUCUUCGUUUUCUUUCUUUCUUUUAUAUCUUUUGUAUUCUCUGUCCUUUUCUUUCUCUACCUCAUCCUUUCUUCCUUUCUUUUACAUCUCGUCUUUCUUGAUUGUCUAUUCUUUUUUUUUCUUCGUGUUUGUUUUCUCCGUCUCCUUUCUUUCUAUUUCUUCCUGUUUUUUUCAUAUUCGUUCUUUCUUUCUUUCUUUCUUUCUUUCUUUCUUUCUUUCUUGCUUUCUUCUCCGUUCUUUUACCAUACCCUCGCUUUUCUCUCUCUCUCUCUCUCUCUCUCUCUUUUCUCCUCCUCCGCCUCGGUAUCAUUUCCCACUAAUUAA
Acanthosepion pharaonis is the source of this 2097-nucleotide messenger RNA. The record is from the annotation of a GenBank genome assembly. NCBI's taxonomy places the organism in Eukaryota, Metazoa, Mollusca, Cephalopoda, Sepiida, Sepiidae.